AUGGAAGAGCCCAGCGAAUCUGUUCUUGGAGAUCCCCAUCUCUUAAGUGCUCUCAACAAGCUUGUGGAAGGUGCUGCUGAGCUAAAACAACUCAUCGAGAAGUCCAACAAUAAAGCUAGCCGUAAUGUUGACGGAUCUUACAAUGGACUUGGCGUUGGCGUGGUCCAAAAUGGACAUGGCAACCAGCCAACAGCACUGACCACCCUUCGACUUGGACCUGCAGACCCUGUACCCGACUGGCUGCAGAGGGAGUUCAUAAAGAAGGCACCGUGCAUGAAAAGACUACAAGAGUUGAAAGGCGCAUUCAGGGGACAUAUGUUCAGUUUGCAAGCCAUAUUCUUACAUGGUAUACAUGAACAUCAGCCGACGGGCAAGCGCAAAUACUAUCAUGGAGAUGGUUCAGACCAGUGGCUCGAGCGAUACAAGAAGUUCUCGGAGAAGAUCUUCAGAGCUUGGCCUCCAGCCUUUGGAGAUGUGGAUGGGGCGGAAGAAAUUUUUAAAUGGGGUGGAGAUUUCAUCGAAAGUAAAACCACCGUACUUGUGACUACUGAUCUGUCUGGGGUGAGUAACAGAGUUAGCUUCUGGGUGGCCUCUGAUGAGCUUGAGCCUUGUAAAGAGAGAAAUGCCCUAAGACCGCCCUCGCUGAUGUAUAUCCUUAAAUUAUAG
Molecule: messenger RNA, 666 nt
Organism: Penicillium argentinense
Lineage: Eukaryota; Fungi; Ascomycota; Eurotiomycetes; Eurotiales; Aspergillaceae
Exons: 1
Coding region: 1-666 (221 amino acids)
Source: RefSeq, a predicted model, not a curated record